Messenger RNA from Platichthys flesus (European flounder), 9143 nucleotides. It is a transcript of the gene mast2, whose product is annotated as microtubule associated serine/threonine kinase 2. The coding region runs from base 1311 to 6830 and encodes 1839 amino acids. Gene Ontology annotation, cellular component: microtubule cytoskeleton. The transcript has 30 exons. Gene Ontology annotation, biological process: peptidyl-serine phosphorylation; intracellular signal transduction. The record is from RefSeq and is a predicted model, not a curated record. Gene Ontology annotation, molecular function: magnesium ion binding; protein serine/threonine kinase activity; protein binding. Lineage: Eukaryota; Metazoa; Chordata; Actinopteri; Pleuronectiformes; Pleuronectidae.
GAGGAAAGAGAGUGUGCUCUUGUCUCGGAGGGAGGGAAACGGUCUCUUCUCUCGUCCCUCCUCCCUCGCUCCUCUGGAUCCGUCCCUCUCAGCCUCGUCUGUCCUGCAGCCUGUUGGGAGGACAUGCCGCAGACGGAGAGAUGCAGGAGAGAAGAGCGGAGAUGAAGAGAUGAACGAGUCACAUGGUGCGUGGACGAGUGUGUGCGUGGACGAGUGUGUGCGUGGGAGUCCCGGAGCUGCAGCUCAUGGAGAUGUGUGCGAGAUGCCUCCUCGCUCAGUGGACCGCUGCUAACCAACAAACGGCCUCUUGUGUUCAGGCGACUCUCGGUGGCGCCCGGUGAGUCCAGCAGCUUCACGCAGAGCCAGGGUCCUAUUUUCUAGAGAAAGUUCCUGAGAGGACACUGGAGACAGACACACACACACACAGACAGACACACACCAGCUGUCCUCCACCCUGGAGAGAGGAACUCUUGACGUCGGCUCCCUCCAUGUGUUUUUGCAGCGAUCGCGGGACCUUCUUACAUCUUGACUCUAAUUAAGCCAGAGGGCAGCAAGCUGGUGCCUCCCUCCCUCCCUCCGUCCCCCGAGGCCCCAUUGUCAUCAUUAAGUUCUGCUGCGAGCCGGCCUUGAAUAAUGGAGGGAGCCGAGGCUGCUCUGGACUAGUGCCUUGAGGCCGGGAGGCGGACGGAGAACAGCGUGAUAGAGAAACGAAUGAGUAGAGGCGAGCGGUGGAGUGGAGCUCUACCAGAGGGGGGUGGAGGGGUGUGUCCAGCGCUGAGAGGAGGCUGAGCUCAGGAUCGACUGCUCCAACCAGGAGAAGAUGAUCUCCACGUCCAGACCACACCUUCCUCUGCACCGGGCUGGAACCACAGAACACAGAAGACUGCACCACUCGUAGUUUUUCCAUCCAUGUGUUUGUCUCUGAACGUCUGUUGGAGGAAUCUCCCUGGAGCCUGGGAUUCUAUGUGUUCAUCCACCUCAGUGAGAAACUGACUUGACACCGAUUCUCUUCUUCUCUCUGAACCUUCAGGAGUUUGAAUCUUCUUCAGAGAAACCAAACCAGGUGUUUUCAGCCUCUGAGUCUCGCUUGAAGAUUUGUCAAAGAAACAACACGACAGAGCUUUUUAUAGAUCAGAGAGGAUUCCUAACAGAAGAGGACUUUCAAAUAGUGCGUUGGGUUGUUGGCAUCAGAUGAUCGACAAAGGAAGAGCGAGGAGGCUGUGAUGUAACUUCCUCCACGUGGUCGGACUUCCUGGAAAGUGCCUGAACUUUGUAGCUUUGUUAACGAAAAGCCAAACGGGAGCUGAAUCAUGGACGACUCGAGUAUUUUGAGGCGCAGGGGACUCCAGAAGGAGCUGAGUCUUCCCAGGAGAGGCAGCUUCUGCCGGACGAGCAACAGGAAGAGCCUGAUUGUGACGUCCAGCACCUCCCCCACCCUCCCCCGACCGCACUCACCUCUGCAUGGACACACAGGAACCAGCCCACUGGACAGUCCUCGAAACUUCUCCCCCAACACAGCAGCACACUUCUCCUUCAUCCCUGCACGCAGUCAUGGACACAGGGCUGACAGGACGGAUGGAAGACGCUGGUCUCUGGCCUCGCUGCCGUCCUCUGGCUAUGGCACCAACACUCCCAGCUCCACUGUCUCGUCCUCCUGUUCAUCUCAGGAGAAGCUGCACCAGCUGCCCUUCCAGCCCACGCCGGACGAGCUGCACUUCCUCACCAAACACUUCAGCUCCGAGAGCAUCGUGGACGAGGACGGACGCCACUCCCCCGCCAUGAGGCCGCGGUCCCGGAGCCUCAGUCCCGGCCGCUCGCCCAUUUCCUUCGACCAUGAGAUCGUGAUGAUGAACCAUGUGUACAAGGAGAGGUUCCCCAAGGCCACGGCUCAGAUGGAGGAGCGUCUCGGGGAGCAGCUCUGCUCCUCGGCCCCGGACAAGGUGCUGGCCGACGGGGUCCUGAGCUUCAUCCACCACCAGCUGCUGGAGCUGUCCAGAGACUGCCUGGAGAAAAGCAGAGAGGGCCUCAUCACCUCCCGCUACUUCUACGAGCUCCAGGAGAACCUGGAGAAGCUGCUGCAAGACGCUCACGAGCGCUCGGAGGGCGUGGAGGUCACGUUCGUCACGCAACUCGUCAAGAAGCUGAUGAUCAUCAUCGCCCGGCCGGCGCGGCUGCUGGAGUGUCUGGAGUUCGACCCGGAGGAGUUCUACCACUUGUUGGAAGCAGCUGAGGGUCAUGCUAAAGAAGGUCAGGGCAUCAAGACGGACAUCCCCAGAUACAUCAUCAGCCAGCUGGGCCUCACCCGGGACCCCCUGGAGGAAAUGGCCCAGCUGAGCAGCUAUGACAGCGGGAACCCGGAGACCCCCGAGACGGACGACUCGGUGGAUAGUCAAGGAAACACAGUCCCAGCUGCACCGCCGAAAACCAAACCCCCCCGAGAGGAAGACUUUGAAACCAUCAAGCUCAUCAGUAACGGGGCUUAUGGUGCUGUGUUUCUGGUGCGUCACAAAGAGUCCCGGCAGCGAUUCGCCAUGAAGAAGAUCAACAAGCAGAACCUGAUCCUGAGGAACCAGAUCCAACAGGCCUUCGUGGAGAGGGACAUCCUGACGUUCGCCGAGAACCCGUUUGUCGUCUCCAUGUUCUGCUCCUUCGAGACCCGACGCCACCUCUGCAUGGUGAUGGAGUACGUGGAGGGGGGCGACUGUGCCACGCUGCUGAAGAACAUCGGGGCGCUGCCGGUGGACAUGGCUCGAAUGUACUUCGCAGAAACCGUCCUCGCACUCGAGUAUCUUCACAACUACGGCAUCGUACACAGAGACCUCAAACCCGACAAUCUCCUCAUCACGUCCAUGGGACACAUCAAGCUGACGGACUUCGGCCUCUCAAAGAUCGGUUUGAUGAGUUUGACCACGAACUUGUACGAAGGACACAUCGAGAAGGACACCCGGGAGUUCCUGGACAAACAGGUGUGCGGGACUCCGGAGUACAUCGCUCCCGAGGUGAUCCUGCGUCAGGGCUACGGGAAGCCGGUGGACUGGUGGGCGAUGGGCGUCAUCCUGUACGAGUUCCUGGUCGGCUGCGCUCCGUUCUUCGGGGACACGCCGGAGGAGCUGUUCGGUCAGGUCAUCAGUGAUGAAAUCAUUUGGCCAGAGGAAGAGGAAGCUCUUCCUCAGGAGGCUCAGGAUCUGAUCUGCAAGCUGCUGAGACAAAACCCACUGGAGAGACUGGGCACAGGAAGUGCCUUCGAGGUGAAGCAGCACUCGUUCUUCACGGAGCUGGACUGGAACAGCCUGCUGAGGCAGAAAGCCGAGUUCAUCCCUCAGCUGGAGUCUGAGGACGACACCAGUUACUUCGACACUCGAUCUGAUCGGUACCACCACCUGGACUCAGAGGAGGAAGACGACACCAACGAUGAGGAGCACGUGGAGAUCCGACAGUUCUCCUCCUGCUCGCCUCGCUUCAGCAAGGUCUACAGCAGCAUGGAGCGUCUGUCUCUGCACGAGGAGAAGAGGACGCCUCCUCCCACCAAGCGCAGCCUCAGUGAGGAAGGAGGAGAUCGGAUCGACAGCCUGAGCGGACUGAAGUCCAGAGACCGCUCGUGGCUGGUGGGAUCUCCAGAGAUCCUGCGGAAGCGUUUGUCUGUUUCCGAGUCGUCGCACACGGAGAGCGACUCCAGCCCUCCGCUGACGGUCCGGAGGCGCUGCUGCUCCGCCAUCAUCGAGAUGCCGCGCUUCGCCAUUUCCUCUGAGGAGGAAGGACAAGCUCUAGCUGGGAGCAGGAGGAGUCCCAGCCUCAGUGCCCUGCGGGGCCCCCGGAGCGACGAGCUGCCCCUCGCCAUCCCAGAGCUCCCACUGGAGAGAGAGCUGAGGCUGGACGAGUCCCCCACCACCCCGAGCUCCGCCUCCACUCAGCUGACCAGGGCCGCGCUCACACCCGGCAGCUCAGGCGAUGUGUGUGAACGAGCUAACGGCGCUAACGGCCGAGCAGCUAAAGCCGACAGCGACUCUCCAUCGACUCCUAAAGCCAUCAGCGACCUGGCCGCUCGCCGGGCUCGCCAUCGCCUGCUGUCCGGAGACGCUGACAAGCACACGGCGACUCAGAGCUCACGGCCGCUCAACAAGGUCAUCAAGUCGGCGUCCGCCACCACGCUGUCGCUCAUGAUCCCUGCAGACCACCACGGAGCCUCCCCAUUGGCCAGCCCCAUGUCCCCCCACUCGCUGUCGUCCAAUCCGUCGUCACGCGACUCCUCGCCGAUCCGGGAUCUGUCCCCGGCCGUGACCAACGCCAAACCCGCCAUCGUGAUCCACCGAGCAGGGAAGAAGUACGGCUUCACCCUGAGGGCCAUCCGGGUCUACAUGGGAGACUCGGACAUCUACACCGUGCACCACAUGGUCUGGCACGUGGAGGGUAGGGGUCCGGCCCACGACUCGGGGCUGAGGGAGGGCGACCUCAUCACCCACGUGAACGGAGAAGCGGUUCAUGGUCUGGUUCACACCGAGGUGGUGGAGCUCAUCCUGAAGAGCGGCCCCAAAGUGUCCAUCUGCGCCACCCCGUUCGAAAACACGUCCAUCAAGGUGGGUCCCGCCCGAAAGACGAGCCAGAAGACCAAGAUGGCGAGACGCAACAAGAAGACCAAGACCAAGGAGGGUCAGGAGAGUAAGAAGAGGACGUCUCUGUUUAGGAAGAUCACCAAGCAGGCGUCUCUCCUCCACACCAGCCGCAGUCUGUCCUCUCUGAACCGCUCCCUGUCCUCAGGGGAGAGCGGCCCCGGCUCCCCCACUCACAACCUGUCCCCGCGGAGCCCGACGCAGGGCUACAGGUCCACGCCAGACUCCACCCACUCAGUUGGUGGAAACUCGUCCCAGAGCAGCUCCCCGAGCUCCAGCGUCCCAAACUCCCCUGCGAGCUCGGGCCACAUCCGGCCCAGCUCCCUGCACGGCCUCGCCCCGAAGCUGCAGCGGCAGUACCGCUCGCCCCGACGCAAGUCUGCCGGCAACAUCCCCCUCUCCCCUCUGGCUCGCACGCCCUCGCCCACGCCUCAGAGCAGCUCGCCGCAGCGCUCCCCCUCCCCGCUGUCCAGCCACGCCGUGGGACAGUCGUUCCCCGUGAAGCUGCACUCCUCCCCUCCCCUGGCGAGGCAGAUAUCCAGACCCAAGAGCGCCGAGCCUCCGCGCUCCCCGCUCCUCAAGAGGGUGCAGUCGGCCGAGAAGCUGGCCUCCUCCCUCUCCAACUCCCCCUCGUCUCCCUCCGGUGGGGCGGCGGGGGGGGCGGCUGGGGGGAGUCGGAAACACAGUCUGGACGUCUCACAUUCAGAGUUCAAGAAGGAGAUUCUGCAGAGAGAGCCGAGUCUACAGAGUCUUCAGGAGUCGGCCAGCGAGGGCCUUCUGUCCUCGGCCGGUCGCGGCGUGGAGACGGGCUGCCUGCAGAAGCACUCGUCCUCCUCGUCCAGGAAGCUGGGACGUCAGGAGGGCGACCUGCUCUCCGGCUCGCUGGGCCUCGCCCCCGGCAAGAGCAAACUGAAGGACAAGCUGUCGGCCAUCCGGCAGGACCGGGCCGAGCGGAGGGAGUCGCUGCAGAAGCAAGACGCCAUCCACGAGGUGGACUCGUCCGAGGACGAGACGGACGAGGGCUCGGAGGACAGCCAGGAAGGACGCAGGGGGACGACCUUCACCCCUCCUCCCCUCCUCAGGCCCACCACUGUGAGAACAGGCCCUGGAGGCACCCUGCCGUCCCUCUGCCUCUCCCCCUGCACCCCCCACGCCACCUUCACCCACACAGGGCCCUCGCCGGCAGCCAGGCAGCCCCUCCCCUCGCUUACAGAGACAAAGUCUGGCCUGAGACAGGGAGGCUCUGCUGUGUCCUCAGAAGACGCUCUGAGACAAGAGAGGAAGGUCCUGGAGCAGGGCACCACCACUAAACCAGUUCCGGGCCCCCUCCCCUUCUCCACCCCAGGCAGCGCGUUCAUCUCCGUCAGCAGAGACAUGUUCCUCAGACCCGCAACUCCGCCCGACUCCAGGAGUCUGAGAGCGAGAACUGGACCAUCAGAGUCCAGAGCUGCAGACAGAACCCUGGACAGCCCUAGAACCCCAUCGACCCCCACCACUGCCGGCGCCAGCGACUGCAGAGCGACCACGAGUGAGACCACGAGCACCGCAGACGGCAGAGCGACCACGAGUGAGACCACCGGUACAACAGACCAAACCACUGAAACCCCCCGCGCCUCCUGCUCCUCCCCCGGCAUACCGAAGGAGAAGAAGGAGGCAGACAACCGGAGACUCUGCGCCGCUGUGGCUGCAACUGUGAGUGUGUCGCCGUCCUCCACCUCCAGCUCCAGCUCCAGUUCAAGUUCUCCGGUUCCGCCCCCUGAGAGUGGCGUGGACAAGAUGGUGUCCCAGCUGGCGAUCGUAGCAAGGAGCGUCCUCUGUCCCGUCAAACCGACCACGGCCGCGGACCCGAAGGACCAGAAACCAUCAGCUGACUCGUGUCCCUCCAAACCGCCUCCUGCCCCUCAGUCUCCAGCUCCACAGAGGGCUGAGCGAGCAGCGUCACUGAGCGUCUCGCAGACAUCGGACAAACCCUCGACCCAAAAAGACCUCGCAGCCCCGGCGCCGCCGUCCGGCAAGGACGUCCCCGUCCGCCCAGACAGACCCACAUCAGGGUCAGUGAGUCGGGAGAACGCCGCCACGUCUGCACAGCGGGUGGGAGCGGCAAGCCUCCCUGCCACCGCAGCAGCUGAGCCACAGCGCAAGAGGUUCGAACCCCAGACUGCGACCGCCGCCAUGUCCGCCGUCUCCGCGCCACAAGACAAACCAACCACCAAGAAGACGUAGCAGCAGAAUGUACAGAUCACAUGACUCGGGGUCGGCCGCAGGUUCUAGAACCCUCUCGCUGUUUGGACAAAAACAACCGAAUCACAGUGAAACAGAGACUUUGACUUUCACCGUGGGGGGGGGGGGGGGGGGCAGAGCGCGGUCACAUGGGGUCGACCUCUUUCCAUUCCAGACGCUUGGGUUCCUGCGUUUCGACCAAAAAACAGGAGGAGCCUCGUGUUUCUCUUUCUUGAAGUCGGAGAUAACGAGCUGGGUGGUUCGUGCUCAAACCAUCACAGCGUCCUCACUCCCAGUUUCCUGCUGCUGCUUCAUCAACUUCCUGUUCAACAGAGACGCUCGUCUUCUCAUCGCUUCCUCCCUGUGGCGUGCUCUCAGCCAGCAGGGGGCGCCCAGCGCACGAUUAGCAAACUGCGUGAACGCGUUUCAGUUUGUUUUGUGUAAAUCUGAGUCUUUGUACAGUCGGGUCCAGAACCUGCUCCGGUCCGAGGAGCCCACUGCAGCGGUUCCCUCAGCUCAGACUCACAGGCAGUUCACAGAGUUCCUGGUGAACGCUGGAUCGAGGUUUGACAGACGAGUGCAGACGGAGGCAGGAAGCAUCAACAUGCGAUCGUUAGCGUCAAUGCUACACCAUCAAGUUUUAAUCGUCAGUUUAAAUAGCAUAUUAGCAUUAGCAUGAUUAGACGAGGGCCCCAGGCCCCUCGGGAUGCUCCUGCUCUUCACGUCUCUGUUACCAAACGUCUGGUUCCCAACACAAAGACACAAGGUUUACAUGUUGUGAGUUCCCCCCCCCCCCCCCCCCACAGCCGAUUGUUUUCCAUCUGGACCAAGUCGCUGUGUUUUCAUUCAAAUCCGGUGACGUCACCAGACUUCACUUUGUGUUGGUGUGAGGGAGACUGUGCAUGGUUGUGUGUAUAUAUAAGAGUAUUUAUCUGUUGUACUCCUGUUUUAUACCCUGUGUGUGUGUGUGUGUGUGUGUGUGUGUGUGUGUGUGUGUGUGUGUGUGUGUGUGAGUGUGAGUGUGUGUGUGUUCAUUUCUCGAUAUCAAACAUUGAUUUCCUCUCGUCCUUCAUUCCUCUCGGACGUUUCGCUUGCAGUCACAUGUUGAGAACGUUUCCUGCUGAUCCUCCGAAGCAGGUCCACGUCCUCGUUGUGCGUCUGUGACGAGCGACGCCUCCCUCUGUGUUUGUGUGUUUGCUGACAUCACAGUUCUCUGACUCGAAGGAACUGACUGUGUUGUGUUUACAUGUGGGUUCUGUUUGGUUUUUGUGUUAUUUCCGUUGAUGGAACUUGUUGCCUGUAGCAAUCAAACCUCCUCAGGCCUCGGUGCGUUCAGGCCUCGGUGUGUUACAGGAAAUACAAACGUAGGUUUGUGGGAAAUUAGAAAUGUCGUCAUUACUUCUUUGUUCUUCAAGAAAAAUCAAACGUUUGUGCCUCAAAACUUCACUCGUCUGAUUUACUGGAUUCAGUUCAUUCAUCAGCAGAUUGGAUUCAGUCCCAGCUCUGAUCUGGGAUUCGCUUACGACACGUUCACACACACACACACUCACAGAUCAGAGUGUGUCAGUUUGACUACACACACAGACACACACACGCUUUCUCCCGUGUGUAAAGAAGAUGGUGCAGCCAUCUGCUGGAGACUGAAGCAAGAGUCCGUUUCCCUGGUGGAGUCAUUCAUCUAAAGCCCAGAGCCUGUUGGACACACAACACACAACACACACACACACAAGGUCGGGUCGGCCAACAACAACAGUAGCCAGCGUCCCUCAGGCUCUAUCGUCCCGUUCAGUUACACUGCUGCCCGACCUCCAGCCUGUGUUUACCCAUCAUGCACCUCUGCUGCUCUGUGGCCACGCUCAGUGACAGCUCGGCAGAGUUUGAGUUGAGAGUCUGAAUCCUGAGACUCUCAAGAGGAAUCGAACUUGUGACUGUUGAUAUGAAAAGGUACGAAGAGAAGCCUAAUGACCACUGAGACACACAUACACACACACACACACAAACACACACACACAGGUCAUGAACCAGUACAGGAGAUUCAGUUAGAGUGCGAGCGGAGGCCGAGCAGCAGAAACUCCUUUUGACCGACUCGACAGACGUGUGCAGUAUUUCAGUGUUUCCAUGUUGUGUGUUUUCUCUGUGACACACGAGUGAUGAAGAGGAGGAGGAGGAAGAUUCAGCCGUGCACCGUAAAAGCUUGAGUGAGAUAAAAACAUUGCUGAGUAAAACCAGUGCAAUAUCUUUUUAUUUUUUAUUGUGGUAAACGCAUGUUGUUGUCAAUCUUACCUUACGACAAUAAUAAAGUUUUUUUUAUGUACA